AUGGUCAAACAAGCUGAUUUUGCUGUAGAGCAAUAUAUGGACAAAUAUGAAACUGGGAUCAAGUUCAAUUUGGGUGAAACAUGCUGUCAUUCCAUGACAAUACAAGAGGUGAGUAAUCUUGCGCGAGUUGGUGCUUCAGAUUCUCUUGUAAGCGGUAUAAUUAACUCAAGAAUGACUUAUGGACACAUUAGAGGGUCUCCAGAGUUGAAAUCAAUUAUUAGUGAGCAGAUAUAUGAAGGCACCGGAUUGACUCAAGAUAAUAUUAUUAUCACCAAUGGGGCCAUUGGUGCCAAUUUCCUAACAUUCUACACCAUCGUAGAUAAAGAAGAUCAUAUUGUAGUUGUAGAUCCAAGCUACCAGCAAUUAAGCUCAGUUCCUGAGAUGUUUGGCGGUAACGUUGAGCUUUUAAAAUUAAAAUUCGAGGAUAAGUACUUGCCAGACUUGAAGCAAUUGAGAGAAACCGUUACUAAGAAUAAGACCAAGCUUGUCGUGAUUAAUAAUCCUCAUAAUCCAACUGGAGUCGUAUGGGGAAAUGAUAUCUUGGAGGAAAUUGUUGACAUUUGUAGAGAGAAUGAUUGUUACAUAUUUUGUGACGAAGUGUACAGGCCCUUAUACCACUCAGUUGAAAAGGCACCAAGUUCAAUUCUUUCAUUUGGAUAUGAAAAGGCCAUUUCAACUUCGUCUGUAUCUAAGGCGUUCUCUUUCGCAGGUCUUAGGUUGGGUUGGAUUGCUACAAACGAUUCAAAAUUAAGAGAAAGAUUCUUUUCAAAGAGAGACUAUAAUAUGAUUUCAAUCUCUUUGAUAGAUGACAAGAUUGCAACUUUCAUAUUAACUCACCAUAAGAAGAUUCUUGAGAGGAACUAUCAACUCUGUAAAGAUAACUUAGAUACUAUUCAGAAGUUCAUCGAUCUACUGAAUGGUAAGUUAGAAUGGGUUAGACCUCAAGGAGGAGCAACUUGUUUCAUUAAGGUCAAUGUGAAGGGAAGUAAGUCAACAAUGGAAAUAGGUUCCGAAUUGGCCGAAAUCCAUAGCGUUUUGGUUGUACCUGGUGAAGUGUUCAACCACCCAGGGUUUAUAAGAGUUGGAUUUGGGAACAGUAAGAAGGAGAUAGAAGAAGGGUUCCCGAUUAUAUUAAAAUACUUAGAUAGUCUAUAG
Messenger RNA from Dujonia railenensis, 1155 nucleotides. NCBI's taxonomy places the organism in Eukaryota, Fungi, Ascomycota, Pichiomycetes, Serinales, Debaryomycetaceae. The record is from the annotation of a GenBank genome assembly.